AGAUUGAUUCAACCUCAAUAUUCUUUAUGGUAUCAGAGCUUUCUCUUAGCACCAAAUAAUUCCAAAACCCUAGGUUUCUUAUUCUGCUAUGCCUCUGCAUCAAUGGAUGAGUCUUCGUCUUCUUCUUUGUCUCCUUCCUCUACUUCUCCUAUUCCCUCCUUUACCCAUGCUCCUGUUCCUUCUCUUUCCACUGGUUCUUCGUUUCUUUCUACAAUUUUUGCCCCUUCCUCUCUUGUUGUGUUUGUCACGCCGUCAAUCCCUAUUCCUUCUUUUCCUCCUACUUCUUCCUCUUUACCCACAACCCUUGCUUCUUCUGUUUUCUCUCAUCCUGUUUUCUUCGUCACCAAUAUUCGGAAUUAUGUGGUAGAAACUCUUGAUCACACUAAUUUUUGUGUGUGGAAGGAAUUGAUGAUUCCUGUAUUGAAAAGCAAAGGCGUUUAUGGUCAUGUUGAUGGUUCCGAUUCGUGUCCCUCCCCUAACAGUCUAGAUUUUGAUUAUUGGAUGCAGGUUGAUUAUCAGGUUCUAUCUUGGAUUCAGGCCACUAUAUCAAAAGACAUUCUUCAAUUUAUUCUUCAACCUGGUAAGCAGCUCACGGCAAAAUUAGCUUGGGAAUCUAUUCAUCAGUUGUACCAAAGCCAACUUAGUGCUGCUGCACUUCAAUUAACUCAAGAAUUUAGUGGUAUUCAAAAGCAGUCUAGCCAGAGUGUUAUGGACUAUUUGCAGUAUGUCAAGGGGUUAUCUGAUUGGCUUUUCGGAAUUGGUCAUCCAGUAUCUGAUAAAGAUUUAGUGCUUCGAACUAUUGCUGGUCUUGAUCAUUCCUUUUUAGUGGCAAAGCGCACUAUUCCUCAACGUGUUCCCUUCCCUACUUUCUUGGAAUUGCGAUCGCUACUGUUGAUUGAGGAAGCUAAUAUUUUGCAGGAAUCCUCAAAUAGCUCAUUGAUGAAUGGCUCUUCUAGUUCCAGUCAAUUGUUGCAACUUACUCGCCUUUCUGAUCUCCAGAUUCAUUAUGCUGCUCAUUUGCAACGAGCUGUGAUGUAUUCUUGGCCUAUUCAUCAACUUGAUGUGAAGAAUGCCUUUCUUCAUGGGCGGCUUUUUGAGGUUGUAUAUAUGUCUCAGCCUCCUGGGUUUAUUGAUCCAAAAUAUCUUGAUUAUGUUUGUCGGUUGAAUCGUGCUCUUUAUGGCUUGAAGCAAGCGCCUCAUGCUUGGUUUCAAAGAUUUGCAUCUUUUUUGUUUACUCACGAUUUUUCUCAAGCUCGCUUAGACAGUUCUAUGUUUCUUUAUCAUUCUAAUGGUGCUAUGGCUAUUCUUUUACUAUAUGUGGAUGAUAUUGUGCUCACGGCUUCUACUAAAUUGCUGCUUCAUGCCAUUAUUUCUUUGCUGAAAAUGGUAACACCUAUGGCACCCAAGGCAAAAUUGUUUUCUACUGAUAGUCCAGCUUACUCUGAUCCGGCAUUCUAUCGUAGUAUUGUGGGUGCUCUACAGUAUCUAACCUUUACCCGCCCAGAUAUUGCUUUUGCUGUUGGCCAGAAGCAAAACACUGUCGCUCGGUUAAGUGCUGAAGCUGAAUAUCGUGCUAUAGCCAAUGUUGUUGCUGAGUAUGUUCCUUCUUUUGCCCAACCUGCUGAUGUCCUCACCAAGGCUCUAUCUUCUGCUCUUUUCCGAUCUCAAAGGUCAAAUUUGAGCGUUCUUUGCUCUCCCGCUCAAAUUGCGGGGGGAUGAUAAUGUAUAUCAUAAUACACGUGUACAUAGUAUAGGGUUAAAAGUGUAAAUAUACUUCUAUACAUCUUGUAUAUAUACCCUGAUUAUAACCUAAUAAAGAUUGAUUCAACCU
Rubroshorea leprosula is the source of this 1831-nucleotide messenger RNA. The record is from the annotation of a GenBank genome assembly. NCBI's taxonomy places the organism in Eukaryota, Viridiplantae, Streptophyta, Magnoliopsida, Malvales, Dipterocarpaceae.